Messenger RNA from Larimichthys crocea (large yellow croaker), 688 nucleotides. Its product is annotated as histone H1. The transcript has a single exon. Gene Ontology annotation, molecular function: DNA binding; structural constituent of chromatin. Bases 43 to 645 code for a protein of 200 amino acids. NCBI's taxonomy places the organism in Eukaryota, Metazoa, Chordata, Actinopteri, Sciaenidae. The record is from RefSeq and is a predicted model, not a curated record. Gene Ontology annotation, cellular component: nucleosome. Gene Ontology annotation, biological process: nucleosome assembly.
CAGCUCAGACAGCCUCCGACGAAAACUCAGAGACACACAGACAUGGCGGAAGAAGCACCAGCUGUAGCUGCCCCGGCUAAGGCCAAAGCUGCGAAGAAAAAGACUCCUGCCCGCAGUAAGAAGACUGGACCCACGGUUUCAGCGAUGAUCCUCAGCGCCGUGGCUGAGGCCAACAACCGCAAGGGGAUGUCACUGGCUGCUCUUAAGAAGGUUUUGGCAGGUAAAGGCGUCGAUGUGAUAAAGGCAAACAAACGCAUCAACCUGACUGUGAGCAGGCUGGUGGCAAACGGCAAACUGGUGAAGACCACAGGAACAGGAGCCUCCGGGUCUUUCAAGCUCAACAAGGAGGCCAAAGCGGCCAAACCUGUCAAGAAAGACGUCAAGAAGAAGAAAACCCCGGUUAAAGCCAAGAAACCCGCUGCCAAGAAAGCCCCAUCAACUCCCAAAAAGAAGGUGGUUAAGAAGACCGCAAAGAAGAAGACCCCAACCAAGAAGGUUGCCAAGAAGCCUGCAGCAAAAAAAGCCGCAGCUGCUACAGUGAAGAAGGCUGCAAAGAAAGCUGCCCCAAAGAAAACAGCUGCAAAGAAAACUCCCACAAAGAAGGCUCCAGCAAAGAAAGCGGCCCCAAAGAAGUCCAAGAAGUAAAGUGGUUCAGUCUAGCACACAGUGCACCAAAGGCUCUUUUAAG